UAAGUACACUAAGUAGGACAACUGUAACAAAUAUUGUUCCCCGCGCCACGGUUGCUGCGGGUGCUUACCCAGCAUUGACGCGAAAGUCGGGGAGCGGAGCACAGUGUAUUGAUCAGCAUGUUCAAGAAGCAGCCACUGUUUCAGCGGGGGAAAAGGAGAAUGGCAGAAAGAUGAGAAGGAAAACAAUAGCAAAGCGCAUUUUCGACCUCGAAUAUGAAGAAGAGGAGGAGGAAGACCCUAAAUAUGAAGACUUUGACAUCACGACAUCGCACAGCCAGCCUCUAUGUGUACGUAAACGUUUAACGGUUAUUUGUAGUCUGGUCUUUAUACAGUAGCUGCCCAUUCCGUGAGGGGCGAGUUUUUGUCGCUCACGAUUUAUGUCGCUAAUUACCCUACACGGGCUGUCUAUUACAGCACAGACUGCAGAAGAGAAGAAAGCACACACACCCGGUGAAAGAGAACGGAGAAGAGAAUCCACCAUGCAACACCGCUCUCCAGAAGUUGAAAACGAGGGUUUGGGUCGACUCUUAUCAUAUAAUAAUUUUGGGACAAAGUUUUCUCUAUUAUCUGUCGGGGUUGUCACGCGUCUGCUCAUUAUGGUGGCAUCAUAUGCGCAUGUUGACCGACCGACAUGAAUCCUAUUUGUACGUUAGUAAUAUAACACCCCACCUCCUUACUUGAGGGUUUACAACUUGGAAGCCACAAGGCUGUAGUAGUAGUGACACAGAGAGCAUUCACCUCUCAGCGGUGUUUUGUCAUAAUGGCGCUGAUGUGAGAGAGAGGCAUGGUGGGGGCAGCCAUUGAUCUCAAUGAUGGAGAGAGGAGAGGAGAGCACAAACCUUUGGCAAGGGGAGGUGGUGAAAAGAAGGACAAGCCUAGACAGCAACAAGUAACAUGUUGCUGCUACUCCUAAAUAAAGACAAGAAUCUAUGAAGAAUAAUAUUUUAUAAUCAUCACAGUCUACCCCUGGGAUUUUCUGAGGUUUCAAUCUGGCUAUACAUUAUAUAAUACAAAAUUAAAAAAUACACUGACUGACCCACAAUUACAUACAAGUGAGACAACUUAUAUGACUGAUUUCUUAUCUCCAAACAGGUACUAGUGUCAGACAACCCCAGCGUCGAACACAUAGAGGAUGGCGACUUCAUGCCAGAGGUACACUGGCUGAUGGCAGUGUGUGUGAGUGCGUGUGUGUGAGUGAGUGCGUGCGUGCAUAUGGUUUAGGCCACAGCGUUUAAGACUGUCUAUGUAUGACUUUUUGACUUCUUAAUGUCUCUGAAGGGUCUUGGAGGCCUACAGUCACGCUCAAAGGCUGACCUGGUUGCCAUGGUGCUGAGCAUGCAGAGCGAGAUGGACAGCCUGAGGGAGCAAAUCAGAUGCCUCACAGGUGAGGGCCAGGCAGGAGGAGUAGGAGGAAGUUGCCCCUAGACACUGAUCUAAGUUCACUUUUUUAUUUCCCCUGCUAAUGAUUAAGGUCAGGAAUCAGGGGUGGUAUGCUGUUCCUAGAUCUGUGCCUAAGAGCAACCCAGGAUGCUUAAAUAUCUUUGAUUUUUGUGGGAUUCAUGCUAAUGACUGCCAUACUAUUGUAUGCUAGCGUGUGGAAAGUUGGCACGUAACCUGGAGGCCCUGAUCGAGAGGACGGAGGUGUGGUCGAGCAGCACGGACCGGAGAACUACGUCUCCCAGCAUGCCUGAGAUCCUGGUGAGGAGUGGUGCCAUGACAACAUCGGCUCUGCUGGCCUCUCCAGGGGUGCUGAAUGGGUGCUGGUCGGCCAAACUAGAGCCCCCUCACCCCCACCAGAAUGGACACCCUCCGGGGUCUCAUGAGGGGGGUUCCCAGAUCAACGGACCACCCCUCUAUCAGGAGGUGAUGAACCCCUUUAAGUGUCUUUGACAUCAAAAAUAUAUAUCAAACAUUUUCGGGAGAGGUUAAAAACUGUAUUAGAAGUCACUUUUGAUGUCAUGCAAUAUGCAAAAUUAUAUGUUUUCUUUGAAGUUGACUGAAAGGCCCUUGUUCUUGGUCUUAUAGCAGAAUGUCAAUAUACAGUGGGGUCCAUAAUGAUUGGCACCCUUGAUAAAUAUGAGCAAAAAAGACUGUAUAAAAUAAAUAAUACAAAUACUGAGCUAUAUUGUAUGCCCAAAAAUAUUUUAUAGUAAUACAAUUGCUCAGAGAAAGAGAUUUUGUUUAACAAGUAAUAAAAUAAAAUAUAGGUGUCAAAAUUAUUGCCACCCCUGUUUUCAAUUCUCUAGCACCCGUCCCUUGUGAGGAUAAUGGCACUGAGACUUUUUCUAAAAUGUGUUAUGAGAUUGGAGAACACAUUGGGAGGGAUCUUAGACCAUUCCUCAAUUCAGAAUCUUUCUAUAUCCUUGAUAUCGUUCGUCUGUGCUUAUGGACUGCCCUCUUCAAUUCAAACCACAGGUUUUCAAUGAGGUUCAAGUCCAGAGACUGAGAUGGCCAUUGCAAAAUGUUGAUUUUGUGGUGAAUUAACCAUUUCUUUGUGGAUUUUGAUUAGUGCUUGGGGUUAUUGUCUUGCUGGAAGAUCCACUUAAGGCCAAGUGUCAGCCUCCUGGCAGAGACAACCAGGUUUUUGGCUAAAAUGUCCUGGUACCGGGUAAAGUUCAUGAUGCCGUUGACCAUACCAAGGGCCCCAGGAACAGUGGAAGCAAAAUAAUUUGGACCCCUAUCUCUUUCUCUGAGCAAUUGUAUUAGUAUAAAAUAAUAUAAUUUCCCUUUUUUUUUUGCAUAUAAUAUAGCUCAGUAUUUAUAUUAUUUAUUUUAUACAGUCUUUUUUUCUCAUCUUUAUCUAGGGUGCCAAUAAUUAGGGACCCCACUGUAUCUCUAAAAUGGGAUGGGCCACCACAAUUUCAAAGAUGCAACCUAAUGUCUUAUACCCUCCAGUUCAUCACUGCGGAGCUGCUUGACCGCUGUAACACGGGGACAACUGCCCAGAAGCUGACCAACGACCUGCUCCGGGGCCUCUAUGAGAGGGACUGCCUGGCCUCUCACUCUAUCUCCGGCAUCGUCAACAACAAGAGGGGCCAACCCAAGCCUGCCCUGCCUGCAGACGAGAUCCAGGCAAUACUGAGUAAGGUCUCGUCUUUACUGCAGUCUGAGACAGCUAGACACACCCCCUCAUAACAGCUAGACACCCCCCUCCCUCAUAACAUCUAGAUACACCCCCUCAUAACAGCAAGUCACACCCCCUCAUAACAGCUAGUCACACCCCCUCAUAACAGCUAGUCACACCCCCAUACUGCAGUUGAACAUGUCUCACUUCCCACACUUACCUCAUGCUGCAAUGGAAAUACUUUUCACAUCAACUUUAUACUUUCCUAUUAAAGUUAGUUGAAUGCAGUGACUGUAAGUCGAUCUGGAUAAGUGUCUGCUAAAUUACUAAUGUAACAGUGUUGCCAUUGUCUGUUACCAGAACUGUCGUUUUAUAGACCACGGUAAUCUUGGUACAGGCAUAGAGAUGUAUAGAGAUCUCAACUUUGUAUCUGACAACAUGGGUAGCGCCAUUGAGGAUAACUCCAUUUUAAAGAUUUUGAUAAUUUUGAUGUUUGAAAAAAGAGUGUAAAGCUAAUAUCGGUGAUUUACUGGCACCUGCAGUGCUGGAGUCUUGAACCAAAUCUUGUCAUUCAUUUAUUGUGGCCACUUGAUGGCGGUGAUAUAGCUUAAAGCCAUUUACAAACUAGGCAAAACAAUUUGCAGAAGAAGACAAUGCUCUGAUCAUUGGCUGAUCGCUUCCAACCCAUAGGAAUCCCCACCCAGUUGACUACUUUAAAAUGGUGGAGACCCUCAAUGGAAAUGUCCAUGCAAAAACGGGUUAUGUCCAAGUAAUGAUAACUUUACAUCUCUAUAGGUUUCUGAUCUUUGACCUCUCACCCACAGGGGUGGUGCAGCACUACUUCCCAGGGAAGACGGACUCGGAAAUCAAGGGCUACAUCCGCCAGAAGCUACAGAACGAAGCCAAGCGGCUCCGCAAGAAGCCUAAUUUGGCCUUGAAGGCGGAGCCAGAGGCCGGGUCUGAGGGGGCGGAGACUACUUUCUACACCUAAGGGGUGUGGCCCCGCCGAGCCCCACCCCCUGUUCCACCCAGGGAGUGAAGUGCCCCACCCCUGUCCAGG
This is a messenger RNA of Coregonus sp. 'balchen', 4124 nucleotides long. NCBI's taxonomy places the organism in Eukaryota, Metazoa, Chordata, Actinopteri, Salmoniformes, Salmonidae. The record is from the annotation of a GenBank genome assembly.